AUGGGCAUCAGAGGCGGUGGUGGCAGCGAAUUGUCUCACCUGGACAUCUGGGACAUCCCAGAGGCUUUUGAGGUGUCUCUGCAGGAAGCUGUCAACACAAUCUGGGUGAAGCUGAGCCAGCUGGAGGAAGGAUAUCAGCCAGACGCCCGCGUCUUCCAGUGUGCUACCUGCCGCCUCAUGGACUGCCAGUUUCCUUUGGACUGCCCAGUGCAGGACAUGCAGGUCCGCACAGAUGAAGCCAUCACACUGCUCUGCAAUGUACCCUUUGCCACCCCCGCCAACCUGCCCAUUGUCUGGAUGUUUGCCAAGGACUUGCACACACAGGAUCCGGCCCUGUUUGAGGAGCUGAAGGUGGGUGUGGAGGGACUUUUCAUCCUGACCAUCCAGGACCCUACUCCAGGAACCAUUGCCUGUCACCUGGGAGACCCUUCUGAGCCCUUGGUCCGCAAGUACUUCUACCUCAAUGGUUGGCCCAGGGACUGCAGCGAGGUCUCUGCUGGCAGCCCCAGUAGCGUCUACAUCAUCCAGCCCGCAGGAUUGGACCCCAUGGUGGUGUACUGCGAAAUGAAUGCGACAGACAGGGGCUGGACAGUCAUCCAGAGGAACCGGCAGAGCACAGAGAUCACCUGGGCUGAGUCCUGGAGCACCUACAAGUACGGCUUUGGGGACGUGCACACCGAGUACUGGCUGGGCACUGAGUACAUCCAUCACAUCACCAAGCAGAAGGUCUACCAGGUCAGAUUUGUCAUUCAGGACUCCCAGGGACAGCAGGUGCACAACAACAUGAAGUUCUCCACUAAAGAUCGAGAUCAGGACACAUACAGAGGGAAUUGUGCCUCCCGCUAUGGGGGUGGGUGGUGGUAUUCAGCCUGUUAUUCUGUACAGCUGAACGUCAAGGGUGGCAUAACAUGGGGCAGCCUGUGCAAAGGGACCUGCAAAGCUUCUGCCAUCCUCAUCAAACCAGCUUUGAACCAUUAG
This is a messenger RNA of Nestor notabilis (Kea), 978 nucleotides long. Its product is annotated as fibrinogen beta chain-like. Bases 1 to 978 code for a protein of 325 amino acids. NCBI's taxonomy places the organism in Eukaryota, Metazoa, Chordata, Aves, Psittaciformes, Psittacidae. The record is from RefSeq and is a predicted model, not a curated record. The transcript has 6 exons.